Molecule: messenger RNA, 2133 nt
Organism: Aspergillus ochraceoroseus IBT 24754
Lineage: Eukaryota; Fungi; Ascomycota; Eurotiomycetes; Eurotiales; Aspergillaceae
Product: putative cell cycle control protein (Cwf19)
Exons: 2
Coding region: 1-2133 (710 amino acids)
Biological process (GO): mRNA splicing, via spliceosome
Cellular component (GO): post-mRNA release spliceosomal complex
Source: RefSeq, a predicted model, not a curated record
AUGACUCUCGAGGACUUUGAGAAAUCCCUUGUGGAGGAACGGGAUCGGGAGAAGCGUCACGAGAGGAGUGACAGAGAUAAACGCCGCCAUCGCGACGAUCGGGAUCGAGAUCGAGACCAAGACCGUGAACGCAGCAGGGAGCGCCGGCAUCGACACCAUCACUCUCGCCGUCGCCAUUCACGAUCCCGGGAGAGAGGCUCCGACAAGAAUGGCGAGUCUCGUCGAAGGGAUGAUAGCAGGCAUCGACAUAAACGAUCGCGUCACUCGGACCGCGCUGAUGAUCGGGAUCAUACGCACAAGCGCCAAGAUCGAAGAGAAAGUAAGCAAGAAGGAGAGUCGUCAGCUUCAGUGAUGGAGGUAGUCCAGGAAGAACCAGCUCGAUUGAAAAGAGAUGCGUGGAUGGAGGCACCAUCUGCGUUAGAUGUUGACUAUGUUCAUCGACGCGACACAACACGUCUGGAGGAAGAACCGAAACCUCGAAUGCUUCAGGCCGACUUUGAACUCAAAAUCCACAGCAGAGAAUUAAAUAUUCAUUUACGGGAUCUGAAAGAUGGCAAAGCGCUGGAGGAGAUUGAGCAAGAGCCAGCAGAACAUGAGGUCGAUUACACUUUUGGUGACGCCGGUUCUAAUUGGAGAAUGACCAAAUUGAAAGGGGUCUACAGAGAAGCUGAGGAAAACGGACGAUCUGUGGAGGACGUCGCCAUGGAGCGCUUUGGGGAUCUGCGCUCCUUUGAUGAUGCUCGUGAAGAAGAAGCCGAACUGGACCGCCGCGAAAGGUACGGUGAUGGCUAUGUAGGCAAGGAAAAACCUUCCGGGGAAUUUUUCCAGGAGAGAAAACAGAAAGAAAACGUGCACCAUAACCCGCACGAGCACCUUCGAAACCCCGAAAAGGAAUUCGACGCGAUUGGACAAGGCAAACCGAUGGUAACCCAGACAUCUGCGCAAACUACUCAACAUCUUGACUUGACAGCCCUUAACCGACUCAAGGCUCAAAUGAUGAAAGCAAAACUCAAAGGCACCCCUGAUGCAGCGGAACUCGAACAGCGCUAUAAUGCUGCUGCUGCUGCGAUGGCAGACCAGAAAGAAUCCGACGUGGUCGUGCUCGGAGUUAUGGAAAACCGAAUGCUGGCUGGAAAGCGAAACGAGACCAAGGCGGUUGCGACAAGGCGUGGUUUAGAACGAGGAAAGGUGGAGGAGAAUGAGGACAUGACAAUUGAGGAUAUGGUUCAAGAGGAGCGAAGGACUCGGGGCCAGUUUGGUGGAGAGGGCCGGCGCCUCGCAGAGAGGAUAGCAAAAGAUUCCAAAUUCGAGAAUGAUUUGGAAUACAUGGAUGACAAUGCAACGAAACUGGCUCGUCGGGUCCACAAAUCCGAGAUUGACAUUAAGAACACUACCAUCAACGAACUGCAAAAGAUGAAUCGAAUCCUAGAUAACUGUCCUCUCUGCCACCAGGAGGAUACUAACACCCCUCCGGUCGCCCCGGUAGUAUCCCUAGCGACGCGAGUCUACCUAACACUCCCUACAGAACCGGAAAUCAGCUCGGGGAGCGCCACCAUUGUGCCAAUCCAGCAUCGGAACAACCUUCUUGAGUGUGACGAUGACGAAUGGGAGGAGAUCCGGAACUUCAUGAAGAGUCUAACUCGCAUGUACCAUGACCAAGGUCGCGAUGUCAUUUUCUACGAGAACGCCGCGCAGCCCCACCGCAAGCGACACGCCAGCAUGGAGGCGGUUCCUCUACCCUACAGCCUUGGAGAGACAUCCCCUGCAUUCUUCAAAGAAGCUAUCCUUUCUUCAGAUGCAGAGUGGACACAACACCGCAAGUUGAUCGACACAUUGGCGAAAGCCAAGCAAGGUAUGGGUCGGAAUGCUUUCCGGCGCACCCUGGCAAAAGAAAUGCCCUAUUUCCACGUGUGGUUUGAGCUUGACGGGGGGCUGGGGCAUAUUGUGGAGGAUGAGAACCGGUGGCCUCGAGGCGACCUCUUUGCACGAGAGGUCAUUGGAGGAAUGCUGGACGUGGCUCCAGGCGUUAUCAAGCGGCAGGGACGCUGGACUCGAGGAGGAGACCGACGGGUUGGCGGCUUCCAAAAUCGAUGGAGAAAGUUCGACUGGACUAGGAUUCUUGUAGAGGAAUGA